AUGGACAGCUACGAUGAUUACCUCCCUUGUUAUAUUAAGAGUGAACGGGACGGCUCAGCAACCACAAUGCUGCUGGGUUUAAGCUCAUCAGAAUGCCCGAGAGAGAUAGGAGAUCAUUCAGGUUUUGUAGCAUCGAAUACUAAAAUAAAACAAAACAGAGAAAGAGACCUAAUAAUGGAGCAAAAGAAAGAUUUUACUAACUUGAACGCAGCAGACCUCCAGCAAGACUCCAAAGGCAAAAAUGAUGAAAAAGAUGAACCCAAGAUCCUAUCGGUGGCUGAUAUUUAUGAGCGGCUAAGUGGUAUUAUGUACAACCACAACAGUACAGCAUUGGAUUUCAGUAGCUGGAAAAUCUGUCAAACCAUCCAUGCAGAAACAGUGAAAUACGGCAUCGCAGACAAAACUCGCCUAAAACCUCGCAGUGUCAGAUGCUCUCUUCCCCCAACACCCCGCACCGUCAACAGUGCUGUCAUAAAACUCAUAACUCGCUCCUCAACCUCACCGUUUAAACUCAGAACGAGUUUGAGUUCGAAGUCGGACACUCAUCGACCCAGAAGUGAGAACUCUCGAUCCGCGAGCUGUAACCCUGGGAAGGAGGAGGUAGGGGCGUGGCAAGAGCCGCCUCCCCCGCAGCCAAUUCACUACAGCUUUAAGUACCUCAAGCAUUCAAGACAGUACUCCGAUCAAUAUAGAGAAAACUACACGUAUGAUAAGAUCCGAGAUAAGCAUCACAGUCGAUCAGGGGUCAUCACCGGUGUUGUGCCACCCAGAGCUAGAGUCAGAUGUGUAACUAAGACUAAAAAGAAUCACGGAAAAUCUGGUCCUUCUUCACCAAUUUCUUUAGCUGUUGAGACGAAUAAAACAUCGGCAAUCAAGUGGCAUAUCAACCACCAGCUACUAGAAACCUGUGACUUAGCGCUCUCCGUCAAUAACCCCUCCCCAACAGAAAUUGCUAUGUUGUCCAGAAUCCCAAGUGUACACCGCUCAUCACCUUCCAUUCCAAGCAAUACUAAUGGAAAGUACGGAGGCAAAGGGACAGACAAACCCUAUCCAUUUCAACUGAACAUCUCAGCUGAUGCACGGACUGUUACUGCUCCAUCAGCCAAGAAGACUGCACGGUCCAUCUUCAGUCACUGAUUACCAACCAACUCCUACAAGUUCACUUUAAAUGGUUCAACCAAGAACAAACACUUCAAUCCUCACAUUGAGAACAGUUUAAGAAGCACUUUGUUAACAUGUAAUCUCUUUGGAACAGUUCAACAAGUUACAAUGUACGCCCU
This is a messenger RNA of Asterias rubens (European starfish), 1280 nucleotides long. RefSeq lists its product as uncharacterized. The record is from RefSeq and is a predicted model, not a curated record. NCBI's taxonomy places the organism in Eukaryota, Metazoa, Echinodermata, Asteroidea, Forcipulatida, Asteriidae. Bases 1 to 1137 code for a protein of 378 amino acids. The transcript is spliced from 6 exons.